Manis javanica (Malayan pangolin) is the source of this 943-nucleotide messenger RNA. NCBI's taxonomy places the organism in Eukaryota, Metazoa, Chordata, Mammalia, Pholidota, Manidae. The record is from RefSeq and is a predicted model, not a curated record.
CUGGCAUGUGAGGGUCACACUAAACUUGCAGAGCAGGUCAGCAGAUGAGUCCGUGCAAAGCAAUCCAGCAAGCAGCGACCAGUUUUCAGGAUGCCGUGUGUGGUCCCCAGAGAAGAGCUGAUGGACUCCCGCUCCUGUGCUGGGCGUCGCUGCUCUGGCCAAGCCAGCCAGCCUGCCAAGCGGAGAGCGGCAACUCGCAUGCGCAGACCGUCACUGUGGGAGCCGCGCGGCUCGCUGCGCACACGCCGCAUCUCCGCUGACCGCUGCGGCCACGGGCUGUGCGGGGCCGGGUGCUGGGGGAGCAGAGGCGGCCUGGCCCGGGAGCACCGCCCGGACUCCGUUCCGGCAGUCCGGGGCCGCUGGGCAAGACCGCGGGCUCAGGGAAGAAUGGAGGCAGAGACUGGAAACAAAGCUGAAAUUGCAGAACAAUCCAGAGGAGACUGAAAAGCGAGCAAAUGUUGGCCGACAGCUUCUUGCUUCAUUGACACAAGAGGAUCCCAAGCACUGAGGUCCUCUGCUAGGAGAAGUCAAUACACGUCCCUGAGUCCCUUGGCUAUAGCAACAGAUCUCACACUGUGGUUUCCCCACCUGUGGGGGUUUACCUGUCAUCCCUUCCCAGCACUAAAUGGAAAUUACUAGCCAACUCAGUCCUCUCCACAUAGGCCCAGGAUAUUAUCCCAAAUGUCUCUAAAGAUAGUUUAUUUAAUGUCGAAGCUCCAUGCAGUAUACGUUAUUUCCAGAUUUUAAAUUCUAAGCACACUACAGGGAUGAUCUUCAUGCAUAGUAGUUUUGCUCCUAUUUCUAGGAAACUGUUGCAUGUCAUCCUUCUCCUUGUUUUCUUUUUAUGACAAGAGAAAUGCACCUACCUGCAGAAAUAAAAAUAUCAUGAAUAGUCAUUAAAUAAGCUUAGCAAAUAAAUUAACCUAAUAUAAUUUUUUCUUCA